Molecule: messenger RNA, 282 nt
Organism: Ostertagia ostertagi
Lineage: Eukaryota; Metazoa; Nematoda; Chromadorea; Rhabditida; Trichostrongylidae
Source: the annotation of a GenBank genome assembly
AUGUGUCAAAAACGUACUGUGCAAUCAAUCCGCACAAACCACAGAAGUGGCUGUCUGACUACGACAAAUUCUGGCUCACACGAUACGCAUCGACGCCGAUCCCAGGCUACGAGAGCGAGGAGCAGCGAUAUCCCGAACCGGCUCCCUUCAACGUACAGCCAGGAUAUGCCAAGCUGGACGUGGGAAGCUCUCGACCACCCAUCGGUGCUCCCGGAAUCCGACCGACGUACAAGGAUUUGCAUCCAAACGAAACGGAAGCUGAAAUUGUACCGUGUGACUUGA